Molecule: messenger RNA, 3699 nt
Organism: Symbiodinium sp. CCMP2592
Lineage: Eukaryota; Dinophyceae; Suessiales; Symbiodiniaceae
Source: the annotation of a GenBank genome assembly
AUGGGCUGCACACCCCGAGUGCUGCUCCUUCUGGUCUGGCUCUUGGCCGAUGCGCAGGAGGAUUGUGAGACGUUGAAGAGCCAAGACACCUACCAGGCAUGUGGCCCUGUGGACAGCGUGCUCGGCCCUUCCGCUCCUACUUGCUUUGCGACGAACUACACCAGCAGCUCCAUCUCCACGUUGCCACAGUACUGCCGCCUCCCAUACGAAAUUCGUGUGGGCCUCACGCUGUCUCUGACGGGCCCACUGGCGCAUGUCGACAGCCCCAACUCCACCGCGUUGAGGAUCCUCGAGCUCUUGGCCUCUGCAAGCAGCCAGAUUUCGCGUGCGGAGCAGGAGGUGCAACUCAGCAAUGGCCAGCGCAUCCUGAGCGUUGAGUCCUGCCUUCGCUUCUGCGUGAUGGAUGACGGAAGCUCGGAGCAGAACAUGGUCGAUCUCUAUCGGUCUUUCGUCGGCGUGAACCAAAGCGAGUCCAACGUGGAUCUCCUCUUGGGGCCCGGAAACUUCCAGUUCCGGAAAGCCGCGGCCCAGGUCGCCGAUGAGUACCAGGUGCCCAUGCUUCUGUGGUCGCUGCCCGAUGAGUUGGCCCGUGUGGGGACUUCCGAGCAGACUCCGCUGGAGUUGUUUCAGGAGGGGGAGGCCAGAAGCAGCCAGACGGAUGCGUCAGUCGAUUUCGGCCGAUACUUCCACGCCUCCACCACGCACAAUUGCGCCAACAACUUCUCUGUGCCAUCAGGCUACUACCUUCGUCGCGGAGCGGAGUUUCUGACUUGUGACGGCUUCUGCGACGAGCAGCGGGACCUCGACUACUGCUGCAGGCCGGACGGUGGUCUAGUUGUGUCCGGCCAAUGGACUCCUCCCGAUGCUAUGGUGAGCACGGAUUGGCAAGACGGCUGCCUGAAGGGCGAGUCCAAUGGCAGCGUGCCAGUCUCCAUUUCCUUGAUCCUCUCCUUUGGCAGGUCGUCCCUCCCCGUGAGCAUCCUCUCCAUCUCGGAUGAGUUUCGUCAACCGGACUUCAUCGUUCAAGGGCAUCGCAUCCCUGCAGAACUUGCUCAAGCUGACAUGCUUCCCGAUGGAGCCAUAGUUACGUACAAUCAGAACUACCUUUCAGCCUCCAGCUGGAGUAUCUGUAUCCGGCAGAACUGCACCGCGUUGACUUGCCCAGCGACGUACAAGCAGCGGGCAGGCGAGAACUAUUGCAUCCAUCAGGUCUGCAGUGCGGACAACAAGGAGGACGUGGCGGCCUGCUGCGAGAAGCAGGCAGAUCUCCGUUCGGACAUUCUCUUUCAAACGCAGUGGACCAGCGUCUUCGAUUUGCUGCCUCGGGCUGAAGUCUGGGGCCUGGACGUUCUGCGGCAGCUCCAGGUCCAGGUCCCGGCCGAUGCGGAUGCGGCCGCUGACCUUGACCUGGGUAACCGGCUAGUCUGCGUGGCUGAGACCCUGGCUUCCUCGCACUUCUACGGAGACCUCUGUAUUUCAUACAUGCACUAUGCGCUGAAUACGCUCAAUUGGCAGACUACCUCCUCGCCGUUCAUCGUGAGCGUCGCUGAAGUGGGACAGACGCUGUCUCGCGUCUACCUCAACCAGCCGAGGCCCACUGUGGUUCUCAUCUGUGGCUCUCUGAACUUCUAUGCGAGUAGCUUCUUCUUCAUGAAGAUGAAUCAGAUUGUGUUCCGCUCUGUUAUCUCCUGGGCGCCCUGGGAUAAGCAUUUACUGGAUGCAGUGGGUGCAGGAGGGAGCUCUCUGAAGUACCGCUUCCUGGAGCCUGUGCCGUGGCCUUCCACGACGGAGCUGCUCCGGACCGGCACUGCCAACGCUGAUCCCUUCACCGUGCUGCGUAGCUUGCAGGAGGACUUUCAGACUGUUUUCAACAAGGAAAUGGCCCGCUACGGCAGUUUCCCUGCCCCGCUGCUGUUCCUGAUGUCGGCCUGGCAAGUCUUCGACACCCUUGCUCUCGGCUUUGUGGCGUUUCGGCUUCAGAGCUUCGACCAGGAGCCUUUUGGGCGCUCCACAAAGCUUCGGCUGCUAAGAGGUCGGAGGCUGCCCGAACAGAGGGGCCUCGAGUUCAAGACGUUCUUGUCGCCCUCUUUGAGCUUCGAUUGGGCCGGCGAGCGGCUGCAGGUGGCGAGGGCAGACGUGUCGACCCAGCAGUUCGCAGCUGAUGAGAUGACCACCGCGAUCGCUGGUGCCAGCCCAGUCACGGCAUGGCAAGCAGCUAUGGCGCGUUACACGUAUGGCGUGGUGCGUCCCGCUGAUCAAUUCCAGGGGAUCCUCUCUCUGGACACCUCGGCUGCGCUUGUCUACCCCUGCCCCAAGGGCUGCGUGGAGUACGGAUCUGUAUGCGAGCCUUGUGCUCCUGGAUACUUCCGUGCCGCCGACGGCAACGCGUGCCAGAGGUGCCCUGUGGGCUUCUACCAGGAUCAGUGGGCUGGGAGCCAAUGCUUUGUGUGCCCUGAGGGCGCCACCUGUGCCGCCAACGGGACGGAUGCGCCGGUGGCGAAUUAUGGUUGGUUUCUCGAGAAGGGGGCGACUGCUCUUCCUGCGAACUAUGAGCUCUUCAACGGCGCGUCUGCCUGCUCGAUCCUUCCGGGCGGAGGGCUCCACACCAUCCCCUCAUCUGACUUGAGCGGCUGGGAUGCCACCAAGCAGGUGCCGCUUUGGAGCCUGUAUCGUUGCAAGCCUGCGGAGAUUUGUCUUGGCAGCAACAUGUGCACGGAGGGCCACGAAGGUGUGCACUGCGCCAGCUGCAAGCAAGGAUAUAGCCGCUACCUGCGCUUCACCCAGGUUUGCGAGGCGUGUCCCAACCUCCUGCAGCAGUUCGUGAUUUGCGCUAGCGUGGUGGCUCUGCAGCUCUUCGCGGCUGCAUGGCUGUCCAGCGCCACGCUCAGCUCUGCGGAGGAGUCGAGUUGCCUGCAGGCACCUCUGGCACUGACGCUCUUGCAGAGCCUGCAGAUCUACUCGCUGCUCCUCCGAACAGUGGUCAAGUCCUUCAACUUGUCCUGGGCGACGACGAUUCCGGUCGCGGAUAUUCUGAUGACGCCCUUCCUGCUUCCUCUGAUGAGCUGCGUUCGAACGGCGGAGAGUGUCGAGGGCGUCCAGUUGCACAUCCUCUCUAUUGUCCUCUCGGCGGGUUUUGGCUAUCUGCUCGUCGGGCUGCGAUUCCUAGUGCGGAUCCGCCAUCGCAACGUGGUGAACGAUUUCCUGCGGCAUGUUCUGGCGCUGAACGUGGUCACGCUGCCGUACUGCAUCUACUGGGCGGUUCACUACACGACCUUUUGCUCUGUCAGGGAGGUGGUGCUAUCUGGUCCUGCAGCUUGCUUGCGCGUGUCUGGACCGUCCUACGCCUUGGUAGCAUUGAUCUGCAUGGCCAGAAUCCUGGAGCUCUAUGCCGUUUGGAGCAGCAGAUAUGACCUCAACAGGAUCCAAGUCCGGCGACGGUUUGGUUUGCUCUUCACCGCGCUUCAGCCCCGCUACUACCUGUGGUUCGCCUUGGAAGGGUCGGCGCUGUUCGUCUUAGCUGGGGCCGUCCCUGUGAUCGAUACCGUCUCUGGGAUCAUCCUGAUCCUCGCCAAUCAAAUCUUCAUGCGGGCUCUCUACGCCGUCACCACGCCAUUCUGGACCGUGAAUCGCCAGGCUCUACGGAAGACGAAGCAGCGCGUCUCCUCCUGCGUGAUCUUCGCAGCAACCAUGUGUGCUCUG